Messenger RNA from Culicoides brevitarsis, 1161 nucleotides. RefSeq names its product serine proteinase stubble-like. The transcript has 7 exons. Lineage: Eukaryota; Metazoa; Arthropoda; Insecta; Diptera; Ceratopogonidae. Gene Ontology annotation, molecular function: serine-type endopeptidase activity. Gene Ontology annotation, biological process: proteolysis. The record is from RefSeq and is a predicted model, not a curated record. The coding region runs from base 1 to 1161 and encodes 386 amino acids.
AUGAAAAAAAGUCAUGGAAUGAUUUUUUUGUUAAUUGUUGUGCUAAAUUAUUCCUGUAAAUUAUGUGCCAAUGCGGGUCCCACUCCACAGCAAGAAAAGGAGUUGUUAUUAUUGGAUGCGCUGGAUAAGCGACAAAGCGUCUUUAAUGGAUAUGGCACGAGUAAUUCGCUCAUGGAUAUGUUGGGAAGAAUGAUUCCUCAAACGUGUCGCUACAAAGGUCGUAAAUUUGAAUGUGGACUAUCGAUAUCGUGCGUACUGAGUGGCGGAAAACCGGUAGACAUGUGUUCGGGCGGCAUGAUAUGGUCAUGUUGCGUCGACAGAGAAACGCCCGCACAGCAACACGACCCGGAGGAAAAUAGUGUGUCAGCGGUACAAAAUGCAACUUGCGGUGAACUUUUUACGCGUUCAAAUCGGAUCGUUGGAGGUCAUUCUACGGUAUUUGGGAGUCAUCCAUGGCAAGUUGCGCUGAUCAAAACUGGAUUUUUAAUGAAAAAAUUGAGUUGUGGCGGAGCUUUGAUCUCAAAUAGAUGGUGCAUUACCGCAGCGCAUUGUGUAGCCACCACUCCAAACGCCAAUCUCAAAGUUCGUUUGGGAGAAUGGGAUGUCAGAGGACAGGAAGAAGUAUUAGGACAUGAGGAGUACACCAUCGAACGCAAAGAAGUCCAUCCAAAUUACUCUCCAAGUGACUUUAAAAACGACAUUGCUUUGAUCAAACUCGAUCGAAAAGUCAUCUACAAACAACACAUUCUGCCGGUUUGCCUUCCUUCACCUACCACAAAACUCGUUGGCAAGAAAGCAACUGUCGCUGGCUGGGGCAGAACUCGUCAUGGUCAAAGCACGGUGCCGUCAACGCUGCAAGAAGUCGAUGUCGAAGUCAUUCCGAACGACAGAUGUCAAAGAUGGUUCCGUUCUUCGGGGCGACGAGAAACGAUUCACGAUGUCUUUUUAUGUGCCGGCUUCAAAGAAGGGGGACGAGAUAGUUGUCAAGGUGACUCCGGAGGUCCAUUAACACUCACACUCGACGGAAGAAAAACCCUUAUUGGGCUUGUGUCAUGGGGAAUCGGUUGUGGUCGCGAGCAAUUACCAGGCGUCUACACGAAUAUCCAGAAAUUUGUGCCUUGGAUUGAAAAAGUGCUCGGAAAGGAUCUGAACGACAAAUAA